UUUCAAGCUGAAUUAGUUUAGGUUGCAAGCUUUCAAUUGCCCUUAUUAGCAUUCCCCUUUUGUGGAUUUAUUUGUUUAGACGUGUUUUUUUUACCUUUAUUAGUAUUUAAAGCAAAAAAUUUAAAAAAAACUCAAUUUUUUUUAAAAUGCCUGGAAAUAAAUCUUAUGAAACACCCAAGGAUUUUGUUCAUCCUGGAUUACCAUCAAAAUGCACUUGGCAUUUGGGAACAACAGAAAAAUCUCCUCAUACACAUAGAGGAAUUAACCACCGUACGAAGAUCACACCUGAUAUCCUCAGUGUCAUAGGAUGUACGCCUUUGAUAAAAUUAAAUCGCAUUCCUCAAGCAGAAGGCAUCAAGUGUGAAAUGUAUGCCAAAUGCGAAUUCUUCAACCCCGGUGGUUCAGUUAAGGAUCGUAUCGGCUAUCGAAUGGUUCAGGAAGCCGAAGAAAAGGGCCUCCUUAAACCCGGCUACACUGUGAUCGAACCAACUUCCGGAAACACUGGCAUCGGUUUGGCAAUGGCCUGCGCUGUUAAAGGUUACCAUUGCAUAAUUGUGAUGCCUGAAAAAAUGUCCAACGAGAAAGUCUAUGCUUUGCGUGUUCUGGGAGCUAAAAUUAUUCGUACACCUACCGAAGCACCAUUCGACUCACCUGAAGGUCUAAUCUGCGUCUCUCAACGUUUACAAAAGGAAAUCAAAAACUCAAUUGUAUUGGAUCAAUAUCGAAACCCUGGAAAUCCCUUAGCACAUUACGAUGGAACUGGUGCUGAAAUUCUAUCACAACUUGAUAACAAAGUCGAUAUGGUUGUUUGCACUUCGGGAACUGGUGGAACUAUUGCUGGAAUUGGACGCAAAAUUAAAGAAAACGUACCUUCGUGUCAAAUGGUAGGUGUGGAUCCUUAUGGAUCUAUUUUAGCUAGACCUGAAACUUUGAACGAGACCGAUGUGCAAUCGUAUGAAGUUGAGGGAAUUGGAUAUGACUUUAUUCCAACUGUUCUCGACCAUUCAGUGGUGGACCAUUGGAUUAAAUCGGUUGACAAAGAAAGUUUCCAAAUGGCACGUAGACUAAACAAGGAAGAGGGUAUACUUUGUGGUGGAAGUAGUGGCGCAGUUUUAGCUGGGGCACUCAAAGUUGCACGAACUCUCAAGGAGGGUCAGCGUUGUGUUGUUAUACUUCCUGAUAGUAUUCGCAAUUACAUGACAAAAUUCGUUUCCGACAACUGGAUGGAAGCAAAGGGCUUCAAGGAAGUUGUAAACGAACACCAGCACUGGUGGUGGGAUCGUACACUAUCCGUAUUGGAUCUUGUUAGUCCUGCGACCAUUGAUUCAUCGGCUACCAUUCAAGAAGCUAUUGCAGUAUUGAAAAAAAAUAACAUUCAACAAGUUCCGGUUGUGCAUAAGGACAAUGGGUCAAUUUUGGGUGUUGUUAAUCAAGAAACCCUAAUUAGCCAAAUUGUCAGCAUGAAUCGACAAAAUAGUGAUCCAGCUUUGAAGGCGUUGAAUAAGAAACCAAUUAUUGUGACGUCAAAUGCAAUUUUGGGCAAAGUUGCACGAGUACUAGAAGUUGAAACAUCAGUUCUUGUAGUGGAUAAAAUUGAUGGCAAAGAUGUGUUGAAGGGUAUUGUCACGAAAUUGGAUGUGCUAGCUUAUAUUUCACAAGAACCAACGAAGACAACCAAUGGAACUAAUGGAUCAAUGGAUGUUAAUUAAAACAACUCAAAAGACUUAUUUGGAAUGCAUUUUUAAAUUAAACAAAUUAAAAAGAAAAUUUAUAUAUUUGUACGGUACAUUUAUAUAUUUAAUAAAACACACACUUUUACGUAGAAUACAACGUAUUCAAAAGAACAU
This is a messenger RNA of Episyrphus balteatus (marmalade hoverfly), 1847 nucleotides long. Its product is annotated as cystathionine beta-synthase. The coding region runs from base 147 to 1709 and encodes 520 amino acids. The transcript has 5 exons. NCBI's taxonomy places the organism in Eukaryota, Metazoa, Arthropoda, Insecta, Diptera, Syrphidae. Gene Ontology annotation, molecular function: cysteine synthase activity; cystathionine beta-synthase activity. Gene Ontology annotation, cellular component: cytoplasm. The record is from RefSeq and is a predicted model, not a curated record.